Molecule: messenger RNA, 1575 nt
Organism: Paralichthys olivaceus (Japanese flounder)
Lineage: Eukaryota; Metazoa; Chordata; Actinopteri; Pleuronectiformes; Paralichthyidae
Gene: dmac2
Product: distal membrane arm assembly component 2
Cellular component (GO): cytoplasm
Molecular function (GO): protein binding
Source: RefSeq, a predicted model, not a curated record
CAGAGUUUGUCCCUCACGAGUCGCUGUUGAACAGAACUGUCAUGUCGGCUCACUUGAUGUCUCUGCACAGAUGUUGCCAGCGGUCGGCCCUCCUCCUUGUUGCCAGGCGACCAUGGAGCUCGAGCUCGGCGUCUCCUCCUCCUCUGCCCACGAGGCUGCUCCUCUUCCUCACCCAGAGGUUCUAUGAUAUGGAGAUGCUCCUGAGCUGGAGCUCUCGGCUGAGGAGGAGGGGGAUUAAGACGAAGAACGCUUACUACAGCUACGCUCGGAGGUUUCAUGGGGCGGACAUAGCUGCAGCUUACUAUGUCUUAAAUCUAAAGGGAGGAUUUCGGUAUGUUGGGCAGUCAGCCUGGUUUCGUGCUGACCAGAGAGGCAAGUUCAGUUGGGAUUUCUUCAACCACAAAAACACACCGCUAGAGGAAGUAGACAUGAGCUACUCAAUCAUCAAUUACACAGGACUGGGAAACCUCGAGGGACAGCGAUUUUUGAGGACUCUGUCUUUGAGAGGAUGUCCUGAAGUGGACGACUGGUUUCUGGCCAAGCUCCACGUGUUCCAGGACUCUCUGGAGGAACUGGACAUCUCUCACUGUCCACGCAUCACAGCAGGCGGCCUGGCUGCACUGAGGAAUCUCAAGGGACUGCGGCGUCUGGACAUAUCAUCCCUACCUGGGAUCUCGAAUCCUGGGUUGAUCAUCAUCCUACUGGAGGAAAUGUUACCACAGUGCCAAAUCACAGCGACUGGCUACGACCUCAGUCUGACUCAGGAGGAAGAAGGGGAGAAGAUGGAGCUAAUGCAGGGGCAGAGGUAGAGCAUAGACAGGGACAGGACGUGAAGACAAGGAGUUCUCAGAGACUUCUGUGCUUUUCAGAAAAUGACUAAGUGAGGUGCAGAGGGAACCCUUGACAUAAGAAGACAAGACGUGAUAGGUCUGAUUUUUGCAGCGUUACAGCGAUCACAGCUUAAUGUCAGUGUCGGACCAGGCCAGAGAAAGAUUGAGUUCUUGAUGUAAUCCUGCAGAGUCAACCAGGUACAGACUCAUAUUAAAUUGGACAUUUAUAACACAAGAUUGGAUAUAAACAUUUUAAAAACAGUUACACGUGGAACAAGAAUAGACAACGUCAAGUUUGUUGAGUUAUUGGUCAUAUGUAUUUAAGAUAUUUGUUAUCACAACUCUGUUUUCAGACAUGAACUCUGGAGAAUGUCUGCACAAUGGGCUUUGGACUGUCUUCAGAAGUUGCCUUUCACAAAUGAAGAAGGCGGCAGGAGAUUCUCUGGUCAGACAUGUAACAACACAGAAAUCUCUGUGGCGUUCAGGCGAGGGGUAGCGCAUCAUGCAGCAUAUAAAAUCCACUGGGCAGAUCGUGAUGUGUUUUUGUCAGGAGAAACUCUGGAGAAUGUGAACAGCAACUAACUCAGUCUCUCUGGCCAUUCAAUUUCAAAUCAAGUCGAGUUGCACUAUUGUGAACGUCAUUUCUCUGUCUCCAGCCAAUCAAACUUUGUCUUCAUAUGUGUUAGUGAUCUUAUUUGUUGUUGAGAUGUAAAUAUGAUUGUAAAUGUACAAAAUAAAAAUUACA